Sclerotinia sclerotiorum 1980 UF-70 is the source of this 711-nucleotide messenger RNA. RefSeq lists its product with no specific name. Lineage: Eukaryota; Fungi; Ascomycota; Leotiomycetes; Helotiales; Sclerotiniaceae. The transcript has 4 exons. Gene Ontology annotation, biological process: mitochondrial translational termination. Bases 1 to 711 code for a protein of 236 amino acids. The record is from RefSeq and is a predicted model, not a curated record. Gene Ontology annotation, cellular component: mitochondrial large ribosomal subunit.
AUGCGUUAUUCAAGUACUUUUUUGAAGCUCACAAGUAAGCUGCUUCAAUCAUCUGGUCAUGUUGCCAAGCCAAUUUAUACAUCACCUUUUCGAGCACGAUUUCUACUAUUAAAUUUGGAUCUUCGGAGUUACAAAUUCUAUUCUGUUCAAUCUACAGAUGAAGCAGAAUCCGAGAUUGCCAGAAAAUGGUAUUCUGAGUUCAAUAAUUCUACUAUUCCGAGAAAGAUAGCCAAAACGCACUACACAGCGGCCGGAGGUCCUGGUGGUCAAAAAACAAACAAAACGGCUUCAAAAGCGAAUACAGUUUGGUCAAUGAAGGAUCUCGAUGCCAUUCUACCAUCAAUAAUAUCAAAAGGAUUACGCCGCGGCACACACUAUGUAAAGAACACAGAUGCAAUUCAGAUUCAGUGUGAUAGUAGUCGUAAUCGUACUGAUAAUCAGGAGGAGACACAUCGAAGGUUACAUGAAGAAAUCAAGAGCAUAUACAAUACAACAGUUCCAGGGAAAGCUUCCAUUGAGCAACAACAGAGAGUUAAGAACUUAACGAGAUUGCUCCAAGAGGGGUUUGAGAAGUUGUCCCAAGCAAAGCAUAUGAGUGAUAAGGAGAUCAAGACACAAACAUCAGCCAAUCUAGCGAGAUUGAGAAUGAAAAAGCAACAUGGAGAUAAGAAGAAGUCAAGAAGUGGCGGAAAAGGUGGUGGAGACUAUUGA